This is a messenger RNA of Chenopodium quinoa (quinoa), 968 nucleotides long. RefSeq lists its product as uncharacterized. The transcript is spliced from 4 exons. The coding region runs from base 21 to 659 and encodes 212 amino acids. Lineage: Eukaryota; Viridiplantae; Streptophyta; Magnoliopsida; Caryophyllales; Amaranthaceae. The record is from RefSeq and is a predicted model, not a curated record.
ACACCUUGAUCUAACAAAAAAUGGCAUUUUCACCAUCCUUUACUUGCAAAAAUACGCCUUACAAAAGCCUGACUGCUUCUCUCACCAAUAUAAGCUCUCAAGUUCGUAGAAGAAACCAACAUACACCUAGAGUCAAGGUAGUUAUCCCCAAUCCUAGUAUUUUCGGGACAGCGAAUGUCAGAAAAUGUAUCACCCACAAGAAGCAGCCUGAGAUCAAAUGCAAAUCCGCAGAGAAGCCAGAGUUCAUCAACCUCGAGAUUAACCUUGGUUCAGUUUCAGAUGUGAUUGAUAUAUUUCGAGUAUGCAUCAAUAAUAAGAACAACACGGGGCAGUUAGAACGUCUCAUGUCCGAAGACUGUUGCAUUGUGAAUUCAUCUGAUUUCAUUCAUUUUGCUUUGCCCGAUAAGCGUGAGGGGAAAAAGGAAGUCAUGAUGUUGUUAAGAAAACUGGUUGAAAUGAUAGAUAAACAAAAACUCCAAUUCAAAUUCCAAGUAAAUACUUGUGAAGAACGACUUGAGGCGUCUCUGAAUUGGAAUUUAGUGGAAAUGGAGUCACAAGAUACCAGAUAUCAAGGGUUCAGUAAAGUCCAGUGCUCGAAAGAAGGCGAUACACUUGUAAUAAGGAAACUCGAGAACAUAAAUUAUGACAAAACAAAGUAAGAACCUAGCAGUUCGCCAGAACAAUCUUAAGGCAUUGCCAUUGCUCUUCUGUUUCGACCACGAGUCCAAAAAUGGAACAAAGCCGAGGCAACUUGCUGAAGCCGACUAGCAGCCUUAUCAAUUCCAGUCUUUUUUGGCUCCAACGAAAGAACAAUAACUUCUGUUGUAGAAUACUAGAAUCCCAAAUAUUUGUCUUGUGAGAACGUUUAUUUUUACGGUUUUGUGAUAAAAAUGAGUUUAUUGUUCUGCAUUUCUAUUAUAAUAUAAUUACCGCAUGAUCCUUGAAUUGGAUAAUAGAUUUUCUCAAUA